Molecule: messenger RNA, 1549 nt
Organism: Mercurialis annua (annual mercury)
Lineage: Eukaryota; Viridiplantae; Streptophyta; Magnoliopsida; Malpighiales; Euphorbiaceae
Product: pectate lyase-like
Exons: 3
Coding region: 154-1359 (401 amino acids)
Molecular function (GO): pectate lyase activity
Source: RefSeq, a predicted model, not a curated record
AAAUUGAAAGAGCAACACUAUUACCUUAAAUUGCGAUACAUUAACUCCAUACUCUGCCCCAAUCUCUUAUAAUAAUCACGCCAUUAUUCUCGGCUUUUAACUCCUUUAUAAAUAUUCCCCUAACUCUCUCAUUUUCUAACACAACUAACAACAAUGUCUACUCUUUCAAUCUUCUUCCUCGUCUCUCUUCUAGCUCCUUGUCUCGUUUUGUCCUCCCCUCUUCAUGAUGCUGACCUAGUUGUACAAGAUGUGCACAGGAGAGUUAAUGAGUCCAGGAGAAAUUUAGGGUAUAUGUCGUGCGGAACAGGCAACCCGAUUGAUGAUUGCUGGCGGUGCGACGGAAACUGGGAAAGCAACCGUAAAAGACUGGCAGAUUGCGCUAUCGGGUUCGGUAAAGACGCCAUUGGUGGAAGAAACGGUAGGUUCUACAUGGUAACAGAUUCCGGCAACGACGACGCCGUAAAUCCGAGGCCAGGGACUCUACGACACGCGGUGAUUCAAGACGAGCCGUUAUGGAUAAUUUUCAAGAGAGACAUGGUGAUUCAAUUAAAGCAAGAGCUAGUAAUGAACUCCUACAAAACAAUCGACGGUAGAGGCGCUAGCGUUCACAUUGCUAACGGACCGUGCAUUACUAUUCAUUACGCUACAAAUAUUAUCAUCCAUGGAGUGAACAUUCAUGACUGUAAGCAAGGUGGGAAUGGUAACAUUCGAAACUCUCCCCAUCAUUCGGGAUGGUGGACUCAAUCGGACGGCGACGGGAUCUCCAUCUUUGCUAGUAAGCAUAUUUGGGUGGAUCAUUGUUCGUUGUCUAAUUGUCAUGAUGGACUAAUUGAUGCAAUUCAUGGAUCGACGGCUAUUACCAUAUCGAAUAGCUUCUUUACUCAUCAUGACAAGGUCAUGCUCUUGGGACAUAGUGACUCUUAUACUCAAGACAGGGACAUGCAAGUUACUAUUGCUUUUAAUCAUUUUGGCGAGGGGCUCGUGCAACGAAUGCCGAGGUGUAGGCAUGGAUAUUUUCAUGUGGUGAACAAUGACUACACACACUGGGAAAUGUACGCCAUAGGAGGCAGUGCUUCGCCCACAAUCAACAGCCAAGGUAACAGGUUUCUCGCACCCUCCGCGAGGGAAAAGAAAGAAGUAACGAAACACGAAGAUGCACCCGAAAGCGAAUGGAGACACUGGAACUGGAGAUCCGAAGGAGAUUUAUAUCUCAACGGUGCAUUCUUCAGGCAAUCAGGAGCCGGAGCUUCUUCGACAUUCGCUAGAGCUUCGAGCUUGAGUGCGAGACCUUCGUCGCUGGUUAAUUCUAUUACUAGAACUGCAGGUGCACUUUACUGCAGAAAAGGCGCUCAUUGCUAGUUUUUAUGAUUAUGCAGAAUUAAUGCUGCAGUUUUUGUGUUUCUUAAUUUAUGUUUGUGACUGUUUUUGUGGGUUUGACAACCUCUGUUUUAUUUAGCUUUGUAAACUUUAUGGAUUGGAUUAUAGAGGCAAUCCUUUGUUUGUUAAGAGAAGCAAGAGCAGAAGUGUUGAGUGUUUUUUAUUAGUUAAA